Pocillopora meandrina is the source of this 11711-nucleotide messenger RNA. The record is from the annotation of a GenBank genome assembly. Lineage: Eukaryota; Metazoa; Cnidaria; Anthozoa; Scleractinia; Pocilloporidae.
AUGAGCAAACAGUCUCUAAACUUACAAAAACUCAAAAUUCUUCAUCACCAGAAACUUAAUUGUGGUUUAUCGGAAAUAGCUCUUGUAGCAAAUGGGUCCGUUGUAACAGAUAGUCCAGACGAAGAGAUACCUAAAAAAGACACAAAACCCACAAGCUCUGCAACACUGAUACAAAAAGCCGAAGAAUUUUGCCGAAAAACCCGUGUAGUUGCCAACAAGUGCAAGGUUUUUGUUGGUAACGUUAGCUACAGAGUGAAGUCCAGAGAACUGAAGGAAUUUUUCACCUCUUUUGGAAAAGUUAUAUAUGCCCAAAUCAUCACGGAUCGUAUGAAAAAACGUUCUCGGGGGUGAGUAAUUUCAUCCCAACAAAUGUUGAUGUAAAAAAAAUAUAUAUAUACAUAUAUGCAAUCAAGCACGAGAAUGUGUAGGUGUCCUUCAAAUUUCCUAUUUACCCUUCUGACCUCUGAGGAUUUGCACAGAAGAAUGGAUUUGUUUGUUUUUUAUUUGUUUGUUUUACUAUUAUUUUAUUAUCAUACAUUGAUUUGUUGGCUGAUAAGACAAUUUGAUGUUCAUUAAAAUGUAAUUCUGUGUUCGAUUAAUCUUGUUAACCCUUCAAAUUACAAGAGUGACUAAAGUAUGCAUUAUGUAUUUGUUACAAUUUUUAUAAUGAUGUUCUGACAUGUACAAAUUGUUGGGGCAUCAUAGUCUGGAUAUAUGUGGACCAACAUAAAAUUCCAAUGAUCAGCCAAUAAAAAAAAUGCUUCUUUUUAUCAUUGUGAAAAUUGCUGCUCACCACCAAGAAUCAUUGCUUUACUUCAUUUUCAUCUGCAGGUUGAAUGAAAUUUAGUUAUUUAGUAACAGUCGUGAUCAGAUUCCUCAACCAGUGAGAAGAACCCUCUAAAAUUUGCCUUGCCCCUAAUAAAGCUUCUCUUCUGCAAUUGCUAAAAUUGUAACUAUUUCUGGAAGGAUCAUUGCUUUACAUGUCAUGAGUAAUUUAGGUUUAAAAUGGAAGAACUAUUAUUUCAAGGACUAAAUUUUAAACUGUAAAUAAAUAUUUCCUAAGGGGUUUUUCUUUUUGAUGUUAAUUGGUUUACUCGUGUAUUUUCUUAUUGUUUAUUUGUUUGUUUGUUUGUUUAGGUUUGGAUUUGUGACCUUUAGUAAUGAAUGGGAAGCACAGAAAGCCAAAGAUUCUUCAGAUGAUGAGAGAACUUUAGAAGGAAGGUAUUAUGGUUAUGAUUUGGAUGUAACAUGAGAUGUGGCUUAGGGAUGAGCUCUUUUUUUCUCAGUUUUAUGGACCAAGAAAAAGUCAACAUCUAUCAAUAACACAGAUAAAAGAAUGAAGCUCAUUUCAAAGCAAUUAGUACAAUCAAAAUUAGCUGAUUAAGGAGUUGUUAUGGCCAGAAGAGUGCUUGUGAAUUUAUUUAAGUUGUAUAGUUAAACAAUUUGCUCAAAUGCUCCGAUUGAAAAGUCUUCACAGUGUAUAUAGUCAUAAAUCAGAAAUCAUUCUGUCUCCUAUCUUUUUGAAUGAUGGUUUGCAUGUUUUUUUUUUGUUUUUUUUUUGUAUGGCUUCAGAGUCAUGAAAGUUUGCACUCCAGAAAGAAGGAAGAAAGGUAGGUGUAUAAUUAUUUGUUUUAGGGACUGUUUUGUGCUGAUAGGUUUAAUAAUAAUAUAGUAAUAAUAUAAUUGAUAUUAUUAAUGGAUGACGUUGUGUAUUAUUGAAUAUAAUAUAUCAUAUUCAUUUGAUAAGCAUCCAUCUUGAGUAAGUACCCACCCUCCCACUUCUCCCCCUCUCCCCCCUCCCCCUCUCAAAAAAAAAACAAUAAAACUGAAAUGACAAGAGAAGUAUUGAUUAGUAUUUCUUUACUGGCAACAAUCUCUAAGUUCCCUGUCUAUGUUACAUCUUCGUGUUUUGUUAUUUUGUUAUUGCUUUGUUGCAAAAUAGAGUUACUCCCUUAAAAGUGGGGAAAAUUCAGCAAGCAUUCACCCUCAAAUUCAACAAUUAUGGGUGUGUUAUGAAAUAAAUAUGGUACUUAAGGUCACACUUGAAUUAUUUUAAUAGAAAGUGCCUAUGAAAGUAUUCAGUGGUUGCAUUUGUUCAAAGCAUAGGACUUUUAAUUUACCCUUUAACUCUCAAAAGUGACCAAGAUAUAAUUUCUCCUUACAAUAUCAACACAAUAUCAGUCAGGUAAGUGAUGAGAAUUAAAAAAAGAGAAAAAAUAUAAAUUAAGGGACUGUGUGUUGAUUUAAUACAAAAUUCUUCAAAUUAACAUUACAAAUAUUAUAUAACAGACAGUUAGUAGAAUUUGUAAUGAAAUCAUGGGAGGGAUAGGGUUAAUAGACUAGACAGAUCCUUUCUAGAAAGAAGUUAUAACUAUACUUCUUUACUUACUAUGGUUGUAAGAAAAUAAUGUAUAUAUAAUCUAGUUGAGAAUGUGAAAUAGAUUAUGCUGAAAUGCCUCACAAUAAGAAUCUUAUGUUUUUUUUUAAUUUUUCUUUUCUAUUUUCUCAUGACAGGUUCUAAAAAUUUCAUUCAGGAAAGCACUAUUGAGGUGAGGAUGUAUAUUCAUUUUAAUGGCCAGUUAGCAUCUUCAAUAAGAGAUAAAUUCUUCUUGUGAGAUUGAUGCACAAAAACUGCAGUUGUUGCUUACCUUGGUUUCUGCUGCAUGAGGUACAAGCAACAGGCUGAUUAAUUACAUUUGUCAAAACAUAACAGUCCUAUAUUUAAAUAUGGCAUUUGGAAUAUAAUAAUAACUAUUAAUCCUAGGAUUCACAUUUGGAAUGCUUAUUUUUGGAGAAGAAGGGAAACUCAAAGGCAAAAAAAAUGUUAUUUUCAAUCAAUGUCAGCUUCACGUUCAAUGAUGAAAGGAAAUUGAAGGUUGUCAUGAGGAGAAUGUGCACCAAUUCUGGAUUUAGUUUUCCAUUUGGAUUUCUCUCUUCUUGUGUAUUGUGGUUUUAAACCAUUGACAGAUCAGGUUCCACGCAUAAAUAGUAAUUGACACUUGAUUUGUGAUUGUGUUGCCAGGAGGCACUUGAAUCUUAUCGUGAGAAUGGAAAUGGCAAGAAGGAAGCUGGUGAAGAGGCAAUGGAAUCUUGUGAUUGCACUAUCAGUGGAUCCAAUGAACUCAGGUCUUUGUAUGUAACAAAUCGUGGCCUAACUUUUGAUAAUAACUAAUAAGUUUUCACUCCCAAGAUCUCAUUAGUUUAGUCACUCUCCUUACUGACUGGUUUAUUACUUUCAUAAUGCAAGUUUGGAGAAUUUGGUAUUAGAUCAACUUAUAAUCCUCUUAGUGGUAUUUUUCCUCAUUCUCAUCACUUGUCUCCUUGAUUUUGAAAAAUUCUGUCUUGGUUACUUAUGGGAAUUAAAGGUUUUAUUAUGAUUUUCAGGUAACAACUCCUGUUCAGUAUAGAAUCAGUUCUUGAAUAAUAACAGUAAUAUUGUAUGAUAUGAUUAAGGAAUCUGUAAAAUAAAAGUUAAAUAAAUCUUCCAAAACCAGCAUCAUCAAUUGAAAAUUCUCUAAGUAAAUAUUAAAAAAAAGGAAAUAACAGAAUGAUACAAAAUAAAAUUUACAUUGAACUGCAAUGAGCUUUACAUGGUUAACUAUAUCAGUUUAAAGAAGUAAUUUUUUCAUCCACAGGCCAGAAAUUUUUAAACUGAAUGAGUACACCAUGCUCCACAUCUUCUUGUAUUUAAGUCCUAAGGAUAGGAUCAGGAUUGAAAGAGGUACCUUCAGUACAUCAAAUUGUUUCCUUGCCAAUAAUCAAGCUGGACAGCAUAUAUAUGUUCAGUUUUGCUUUCCAAUCCAAAUUACGUGAGAUUUAUAGUACUUGUAGCAGUUGAAUUUUUCAUAGCUCUUCACUCAGCUAGUAGAAACAAACAUUGUUCUCUUGAUUGUGGCCAUGGGCUUCUUCCCUCUUCUCAUGACAUGUUAUCAUUGAAUUCUUUAUUUCUCUCUGGUCAUGCCUUGUAGGUUUUGUAAAAGGGUAUGGAAUGUUGUAUCUGUGAGGGGUGGUCUAGCCCUACUCAUGGUCCCAAAUCACACAAAGAUCCAGUCUAAAUCACUCUCUGACUCAGUCUCAUUUUUAUCAUGCUGAAAUAACAUAGGACACCCUGUCAUUAGCUAAAUAUGCUAUGAUGUUACAAGGAAAAGGACAGCUGUGGGGAAUUGGAUUGGAAAUGUCUAAGACCUAGUGGACUUGGUAGACCAAAAAAGUUGCCAUGCAAUAAAAUGAAACUCUUUAGGCUAUGAUCAAGAUUGCUAAUUGAUUUGAGGUAGUUUCUAUAUUCAUUAAUAUUGUUUUAUUUCAGUAUGCAGAAGAUGGAGACUACUGGCCAUUAAGUCAUGGCAUCGCAUAACCCAUCUUGACUUCCAAGGAGUGUUCACAUCAUUUAAAGGCAUGGGAGGUACAACUAUUAAGCUCUGUCUCUCAUUUCCUUGUUGUUUUUGGUGUACUUUUUAUCAUUUUAAAGCUUCCAACUCUUCAGUCCUUUGCUUAUUGAUUACUGCUGUGCUCUGCGUUUCAGGCCUUACUGAUGAAGUUCUGUGGUCCAUUUUAAGACGAGGAUGCCAGAAUCUGACUUCUCUUGACUUGUCCCAAUCACCUCACUUCUUGACAGAAUUUGCAGUCCUUUGUAUUGGUAGGUCCCUUGAUAUUUUUCUCCCACAGAAUUCCUUUUUACUCAAGGAUGGCAAUAGUAACUGUGGCAUGCAGUUUGUUGUAUGUGCUAAGCCUUGGUACAAUAACCUCACCAAGGUUUUAUCCCAGACCUUUUGAUGGAGGAUUCAGCAUCCUUACCACAGGCCAUCACAUCUCCUCCAUAGUUUGCUACACCAAUCACAGAACAAAAUAAAACACAAAGCCAUGCUUUUUAAACUCAGUUGUAAGCAAUCUUCAAAUGUUGCUGUGAGAAUUAUUUCAAAAGGUAGCCAAAAAAUGACACAACUGUUGCUUUAGUCAGUGAGGAUGCUGGUGGAUUAAGAUGUUUCUUUAUUUAUCCAGUAAUUUAUCUCUUUAUUUGUUUAUUUUAUUAAACAGGCAAACAAUGCAAGUUGUUGACAGAACUUGAUUUAAGUGGAGUUAAAGUUAGUACAUCAUCACUAAAGAACUUGUCCCAAAGCUGUAAACAAUUAGAGGUACAUGUUUACUCAAUAAUACAUAAUCUGGAUAUAUCCUUUUGGUGGAUAACUGUCUUGUUGAGUAACAAUGAUUAUUACUUUUUCAUAUAUUUUGCCUAUCCUGCUUUCAUGUUAGUACAAUUCAUUCAGUUUUUCAAUCAGUCAAUCAAUCAAUCAACCAGUCAGCUUUUCUUUUAAAUUUACUUACCCAACACCAGACAGUUUUAAUGGACUGAAUAUUAAAUUACAUGACUGAGUUUCUUUCACUGAAGGAUAAUUUUUACCUCAACAGAAAAUUACUCUUCAUAGAUGUCACAGAGUUGGCGAAAAAGCGUAAGUUUCCUAAAACAUGUUAUGUACAUUAUAUGGCAAGAACAUUCUCCUUGGAUCAGCAAAGGAGUUUGACUGAAUGAAUUAGGGAUCAUAAAUUUGUAGUCUUGGCUUUAUCAGCAUUGAUUUUGUUUCCCCUCUUUAUUUUCAAGAUAAAUGUUUUGUCCUGAUUUUUAGCUUGCAUAUAUAACAGGUCCAUGUAUUUAGGGGUAUGUUUUUUUCUAAGAAUAUGUAGAUGUUAUGGUUCCAAUUUAUUUUUGGAUUUAAUCUUUUUGAACUAGUUUAAAUUUUUUCAAAUGUCUCUGUCAGGAAGCUGUUCAUGGGGUUACUUUGCUCCAUUUUUCUGUGUGCUGGGUGUGGGGAUGUAGUGGUCCAGUGGUGAGUGAUCAGUUGAACUCCAGAAAAAGAGGCACUGGUUCAAGUUUUGGCUGCAUCGUGUUUUCAGACAAGAUGCUUACACCCAAUCUGCAGGCUUCAAAAUGUAGUGUUGUUGUGUAAGGACACCGUGAGUUGUACUGUGAACAUGCUUAGCACAUUCUGCUCAUUUUUCAGACUCUGGUGGCUCUUCAAGAAUUGUCAAAAACUGCGUCAUGUCAAUUUGGAGGGAAACAAAAGUGUGAGGGGACAGGUAAUGUGUUUACUUAGUAAUUAGUUGCAGUAAAAGAGGGCAAGGUGAUCCUUAGAUUAUCAAAAUAACUUAAGAUUAUUCUUUCUUUCCUAGUGUUUCUUUAUGCUACCACCAGCUUGUGAAAAUUUGUACCUGAAUGAUUGCACUCAGGUAAAGUUUUGAGGGAAUGCUUGUUUAGAAUUCAUGAAGCCUUUGCAUAAUGUCAAACAACAUGAUAAGUUUACUUCUCAAAUUGUUGAGUUUCUUUGUUGCUAUCACUGUUGCUUUAUGUACAUCAUAGUACUCUCAUUUGUUUGAUUAGGUAUGAUUUGUAUGGCAAUAUGGCUAUGCCAGAGCAUACAUUCUAUAUAGGACUGAAGGUGUGUGUUUUGUUUUGUAGUUGACGGACAAAGGAAUGAUAUACAUUGGAGAUAAAUGUAAAAACUUGAGAAUCAUCAAUGUAUCAGGCUGUAUCACUUUGACUGAUGAGGGCAUCCUUCAGUUGACACAGGUUAUUUCUCCUUUACUUGAUUAUAGUUAAAAGAGAAAUUUUUGUUUCCAAUACGCUGUCUGUCUUUGAUUUGACAUAUCAGAUCUUUAAUAGCCUGCCAGCAAGCUCUAACUUUGGCACUGUAGUGUACAUGACAAUCCAAGUCCUAUGAAGAGACAAGCUAACCAGUGGUGUUUGGCUUUCUCUCUUACAGCCACUCAUUUAGCAGUACCAAUUAGAGCCUAUUUGCUGGCUAACUUCACAAAGAGCUAGAUAUUACUUGUUGCCAAUAAGUUCUUUUGUGUUGCUUUAUUUGACUAAGUAUUGCAUCAUGUGAUUUUUGUUUCAGCACUGUUGUAUGUUAGAGUCAUUAGUUUUCUCACAAGCAGGACACAAUGGUAAGUGAGAAAGAGUCAUUUCUGUCUGGGCUGUUUUUUGUUAUUUGUGCUGUGGUCAGAAAGAGAGGUGAUAUCUUGAUUACACAUUAUCAGCAAGGUGGACCUUGGAUGGAGGUUCUGCUGCAAUAUGAUUUGAAGGUUAAAUAAGUAAAUUGUCCAGAAGUUGAGUUUUUUGUAGCUGUUGUAGUUUUUUGUUUUGUUUUGUUUUUGUUUUUGUUUUUGUUUUUGUUUUUGUUUUUGUUUUUGUUUUUGUUUUUUUUUUAACAGUGACUGUCAAUUAUCUAUUUCUGUCAAAGGGACUCUGACUCCUCAUGGCCAUGUUGCUUAAAAAAGUUUGAACCCAAGUUGAUUUCCGCAACCACUUCAAUAGGGUUGAACUGAUGUGCUUGAAUUAUAUUUUUGUUUUAAACAGUGACUAGUCAAGGACUACAGAAUAUUGCUAAUUUGUCAUUGCUGGUAAGUUUGGAAUAUGAUUACCAGUGACCUACAACUUCUCCCACAUCUUAUGAAAUACACAAGCAAACAAUUGUCCCCACUGAUGAUUUUUUUUAAACUUGACUUAAUUUUAAACUUCAAUGCUGAAAAAAUCUAACACUGAUAUUGAUCAUCAGAGCAUUUGUUUUACUAUUUCUGGUAAUCCAAUGCAAAAAUUUUAUUAUUACUGCACACAUUUUGCUGCACUAUGUACAAGCUAUCGCCAAUAGCUAGUGCCAAGUUUUAUUCAGAUGUAUACCCUAAAACCAUCAUUUUGUCUAAUUCUUUUAGAAAGAGUUGGAUCUAUCAAAGAAUGCUGUGGUCAACGAUGAGUUGCUGUUUAGCAUUGGAAGAAGUUGCAUUCAUUUGAAGUAAGUGUAUUUGUUUUCUUCAAUGUUAAAAGUAUGCAUAAAUGUAUGGUAACUGUUAGUAUAUGUAAUUGCCCAGUAGCAAUGAGCUGUAGUACUCUGAUUGGGUGUUCAUACCCUAUUUCGGUACAAACAAAGCGCGUUUCUAGCGAAUGUCGCCGGAACAAGCAUACUCAUCACAACAGCCAAUCACAACCAAGGUGAUAUUACAAGGAGCCAAUGAGAGCUCGAAGUAAAAACAAGUAAACCUUCUGGAAAACGCGUGUGACCAAACGGGACUAAGUUUUGCAUGUGAUUGGUCGAAUGGAUGGCACGAGUUAACUAGCCAAUUAAAGAGCUUGUUAAAGCAAAACCAACGCAAUCCCAUAUAUCCAAUUCUUUUUAUAGGUUUCUCAACUUGGACUCCUGUGAAGGAGAAAUAACGGAUGCAGGAUUACAGUGCUUGAUCUCUUGUUAUCAGUUAUUUUCUCUUGUCAUCAGCUACUUAACAAGGGUAAGGUCCCUGUGACACAAGCUGUCUAAUUUGGAAGAGAAAAAGUUUACCAUUGAUGGGUAUUAUAAGCCUUUGCCUCAACUUUAGAGGAAGAACCAGUUUUCCUCGUUGUGUUGAGUGAUAUGUGAUUCAGGUUGAUUCCGACUUUUGUUUCACUCAAAGUUAUGAUAUGUGACAAUUCAAACCUGCGCUAAGUUUUUAUGAAGUUUCGCCUUGUGGUACUGUGUAUCCUCGCACACUAAGUAUUUGUACAAUUUCCUUCUUGCCUGAAACUGUUAAACAAACUUCAGCAGUACAACUUUAAAUUUUAACUGAUUCGUUAAUUUUCCUUACCAGAUUACAGACGAGAGUGUAAUACACUUGUCCUCUAACGGAACCUUGGAGAGGCUGGUGGCUAGGGCGUGCCCAGGACUCACGGACAAAUGUAAAGAAUGAAGGCCUUGAGAACGAGUUUUCCCAAAGCAAAAGUUUAGGCUAUAUUUAGAAAACCAGAAUAAACGCUUCCACAAGGCUUGAAAACGAAAGUCUGACUAACUGAUGGCGCCUCGAGCACCACCUACAAUGUGGCCACAUAAAACUGUUUAGAGUUGGGUCUUGUCUUUUUUGAGGCUUCUGUAUAUCAAAGAUCAUCUGAAGCUUUCACUACGAAACGUUUCCAAAUUAACCUCCAUAUAUUUUGUCCACUUACCAACAUUUAACAUGCGUCGUUGUAUUCCGUAAAUUUGGUUUCUAUUUGAUGAUCUUAUUGAUACAGUAACUUGAUUGAUACGAAGUCUCUUAGGGCCUCAGGUGACCAAUUACAAGUAUUUAAUAACAAAACGCUGUUAUUGGCCAGUUGUGAAUGCACGUCCAUAACAUAGUGUAGAACCAACAAGAAUCAAAAACUUUGUAGUUGGGGUAAAGCUGUUAGUUUAGUGUAAAUGUUUUUCAGUCCAUAUGACACGUUUUCCUCUGUUUUUGUUUUUGUUGUUGUUUUACAGCUAUCGAGAGUCUGUUACAAAGUUGUGGCCAAUUGACUAUUCUGGACGUUAGUGGCUGUAGUGGAAUCACCAACGCCUCUCUUGAGCUGCUGAGUCUGCAUUGCAUAUCAGAGGACCGACCCGUCAUCAACUGCACCGUUGGAGGUAAGGACUUGGAAAUGAGAUUAGGCAAUAGCACUGUGACGUUUUUUUUCAGUUCAUAAGAAUUAUACGUGGCUGUGAGUAAUUAUUUUUGUCUUCUGGUGUGUUGGUUUAUUUUGGCUCUUGAAUUAAAAAGGCAAAGGGAACCUUAUUUCUUUGAGCUAGAAUCGAACCUGAAUAUUUAACGUACACUUAAGUGGAACUCUCAAGCUGAAAUUAUGAUGUCUCUCAAGGAAACAGCACAAAUGUUAUUUUUUUCUCUUUCGACCUACUCUCUGCAGUGGCACAUUCCAAAGCCGGGAGAUAGAUACUGAACCUGAAAAUUGGCGGGAAACCUUAGCGACCGAGUCCUCAUUGGUUUUAAUUUUGAAUCUGAUUGUUCGAAAAGGUGGGGCAAGUUUUCUAGACCAACAACAGAUUGCAGUCAAAGAAGACCAAUGCAGUUCCAGAUUAAUUUCAGUUCUCAAAGGAAAUUGGUUCCCUUCGCUUCGAUGUCCCUUCACACUGAAGACUCACUAAAUUUUGUUAAUUAAAACCUUAGGUACAGCCAUAGACGAAGAAGCAAUAACUCGAUUUCAGGAGACAUCUUAUCGAUGCUUUGUGUUUUGCAUCGACUAUUCUGUUAAUCCAAGGAUUGAUGCUGUUCCGUCCCAUGGUUCAGGUAUGACCAGCUUUCAGCGCAAGCUUAUUUUCUGCGAGCGAACAAUCAGUAUUAUAUCAUCAAGAGGUUAGCCGCUAUCGUCGGCUUGUAAUUUUUUUGGAUUAGUGGAAGGUUAGAGAGACCAAGACGAUUUUACCAAGGUGGGGACUAUAGACUAAAGAGGAGGGGGGGGGGGUGAGAGGUGGGAAAGAGACCCGCUUUCUUUGCUCAGCGAUUAGUUAAUGUCUCUCUGCUUUGUUCCAAGGAGCUUUCUUCCGCGAAGAAGACGAUGACGAGUUUGAUGAAUUUGAUGAUGAGUUCGAUGAUGAGGAUGAAGAAGAACAUGAACAUUUUCAUAACAUUGUUGACGAUGAAGAGACUUGGUUGGCCGAGGACUCGUUAUGGUGGCGACCAGGCGAUGCCGAAGAUUUCCUGGAGGCCGAUUAUCCUUCGUUACUGGCGGAACAACUGUACAGAUCGUAACAUGGAAAUAAAACUGAAGCAUUAUUAUCGACUGAAAAGGUUUACGAGGUCCUCACUGUUAUCUGCCUAUUAAAUACCUCUUGGGGAGAGGAUGAUUUCCCAAAAUGUCUGGGCGCGUGCGCUGAAAACUGGGUCGAGUACACGUUGUCGUGGCUCAUCUUCCUAGGCGAAGCAUACGAAACGACGAACUAGUAUUUCUCUAAGGCUCAACUGUCAACCUCGUCACACAACCAAAACGCUGUGCUGUGAGAACUUAUCGCGGGUUUGGACGUACCCAGUGUGGACUAUUGAGUGAUGUUAUUGCGUGACUCAUUUCAGACGACCAAGGGCCUUAGUCACGCACUGCACAAUGAAUGCAGCGAAAAGGACGUUGGUGACCAUUACAAGCGAUCAGGCAUUUGGCGAACGAGUGAUUGAGACAGCGUUUCUGUAUCUGCAUGACACCCAUGAACAGGUGUCUCACAGAAAAGAGAUGUUUGUGAAACAAUAUAAUUAAAGGAUCGGCGUCUAAAUAUUCGGAACAAAAUCACUGAAAUUGACCGAAAGGGCAAGGAGAACAAACGCUUUUAGGGCUAGACAAAAAAUGAAUCGUUCCGAAGUUUUUCAUCAGCCAUUUGUGUCAUUUUUCAUUUUUCUGAGGCUUCAUCUUUAACCCCUAAACCCCUAAUAGUGAUUUGUAGCUAUUUUCACCUUUCAGUCACACCCCUAAAACAAACAUUGAGGCCAUGAGAAUAAAGGAAAUGAUCACCAACCAAAGAAGCUCUUGAUUGUUAAACAAAUUCUCCUUGUCAGUACCAUAGAAAAAUAAGUAGAGAGUAGUAUGGAGAAAGUGUAUACUGAUGUUAGGGUGUAAAGGGCUAAUCGUCCUUGAAGGAUGGCUAAGGAUGAAGAAAAUUGGCAGGGGACGCGGACUACUAACUUGGAAAGUUUAGGCUCAGUUGUUUAAAGUUUUUAAGCGCUGACUUAGCCAUUAAAAUGGACGUUUUUCCUCGCGCAGUCGUGUGUAGUGUAUUAUGAGCUUUCGAAUGGGUUCAAAUCACGUCAAAAACGUCCCUUGCUAUGAGCAAGACUGUUGUGAUUCAAACUUUUCGUUCCAGUAGUUCAAAGAAAAUACCUCUUUGGGGAGUUAACCUCCGGUUAUUAAUUUAAAUUAUUUGCCUUCUUGAUUGUGCUGCAUAAAGCUACGAGUGGAU